UAUGCGCGUGUGUGCGCGCGGGAGCCGGCAGAGUCGAGCGAGACGCCGAGGCGGGCGAACUGCACGCCAAUGAGCGCGCGAGCCUCCGCCUUCCACUUCAGCCCAGUGGCCCACCAGCGCGAGGAGCGGGAGGCAGCCAGCGGCCGCGCGGGCGACUGACGGGGCCAGCGAGUCAGAGCAGAGAGGGAGAGAGAGAGGGAGAGACCGCGGCGGGACGCCAUGGCUCCACACGCGGCUCCGGCUGCGCCGCCGCCGCCGCGGCUGCAGCCGCUGCUGCUGCUGCUGCUGCUGUGGAGUGUAGCGCCACAAACACUGGGCUCCACCGGAACCACCAGCAACCAAGUGAACCUCCUGGACACCACGACCUUCACGGGAGACUGGGGCUGGCUCACCUACCCGUCUCAUGGGUGGGACGCCAUCAAUGAGAUGGACGAGUACUUCACUGCCAUCCACACGUACCAGGUGUGCAACGUGAUGAGCCCCAGUCAGAACAACUGGCUGAGGACCAGCUGGAUCGCUCGAGAGGGAGCCCGCAGGAUCUACAUCGAGGUCAAGUUCACGCUCAGAGACUGCAACAGCAUGCCUGGCGUGCUGGGCACCUGCAAGGAAACCUUUAACCUGUACUACUACGAGUCUGACCGCGCUGUGGGCACCACCAUACGCGAGAACCAGUUCAUAAAGAUUGACACCAUAGCAGCUGAUGAGAGCUUCACGGGUGUGGACCUGGGAGUCCGGCGGCUCAAGCUCAACACAGAGGUACGAGGAGUGGGUCCUCUAAACAGACGUGGCUUCUAUUUGGCCUUCCAGGACAUUGGUGCCUGCAUCGCUCUCAUCUCGGUGAGAGUCUACUACAAACGUUGCGUAGGCGUAAGCAGAAACCUGGCUGUCUUCACUGAUGUAGUAACUGGUGCUGACUCAUCAUCCCUGGUGGAGGUCAGAGGUCAGUGUGUGGAUCAUGCUGAGGAGAGGGACACUCCAAAGAUGUACUGCAGCGCUGAGGGCGAGUGGCUAGUGCCCAUCGGCAGGUGUGUGUGUUCCGCCGGCUUCGAGGAGCAUCGAGACGCCUGCAUCGCCUGUGAGAUCGGCUUCUACAAGCCAGUGGCGGGCGACGGCCCCUGCGGCAAAUGUCCCCAGCACAGCCACUCGGAGGCCAGAGCCGCGCUCGCCUGCCCCUGCGACGCCAACUACUACCGAGCGGCCGACGACCCCUCAGCAGCGCCGUGCUCCCGCCCUCCCUCCGCUCCUGUCAACGUCAUUUCUUCCGUCAAUGGAACGUCUGUCAACCUGGAGUGGGAGCGUCCGCUGGACACGGGAGGUCGCAGCGACCUGCUCUACAGCGUCCUGUGUCAGAAGUGCUCCAAGGAGGGGGCGCCCUGCGAGGACUGCCUCUCCUCACCGGGGAGCACAGGCGGAGCUAAGUCAGGGGGCGGAGCCGUCUUCGGGGUUGGGGCAGGCGGACUCGUGGAGCGCUCUGGUUCCCUGGCCGUCCGAUUCAUCCCCCGGCAAACUGGACUGACUGAGCCCUGGGUGACCGUCCUCAACCUGGUGGCACACACCAACUACUCCUUCAGAAUCCUCUCCACCAAUGCAGUGAGUCACCUGAGCGCCCAGCCGUCGCCUUACAGUGUGGUCAACAUCACCACCAACCAAGCAGCUCCAUCAGAAGUGCUGGCCAUUCACCAGGAGAACACCAGUCAGAACAGUGUGACCCUGCAGUGGCAUGAACCGGACCAGCCCAAUGGAGUCAUCCUGGAGUACGACAUCAAAUAUUACGAGAAGGACAAUGAGGAGCACAGUUACUCCACUCUCAAGUCCAAGAACACCUCGGCCGUCGUGGCCGGGCUGAAGCCCGGCACCAAGUACAUCUUCCAGGUCCGAGCCCGCACCUCGGCCGGCUGCGGCCGCUUCAGCCAGAAUGUGGAGAUUCAGACUGGGAAAGCAGUUCCUGUGCGGCACAAAACCAUGACCAUCGUGUGGAUCUGCCUGGCGCUGGUGUCGGCUCUGGUGGCCUUCCUGGCCCUCGUCGUCUGCAGGAAACGGCAAGGCUACACAUUACCACACUACCCAUCUCUGCUGCACUGUGGCUACAGCAAGGCAUUCCAAGACUCGGAUGAGGAGAAGAUGCACUACCAGAACGGCCACGUGUCUUUCCCGGAGACGAGGUUCUACAUCGAGCCGCACACGUACGAGGACCCGUGCACGGCGGUGCACGAGUUCGCCAGAGAAAUUGAAGCUUCUCGGAUCAAAAUAGAGAAAAUCAUCGGCUCAGGGGAGUUUGGAGAGGUGUGUUACGGACGCAUGAAGCUUCCUGGGAAACGCGACAUUCCCGUGGCACUGAAGACCCUGAAGGCAGGAUACACCGAGAAGCAGAAGAGGGACUUCCUGGCCGAAGCCUCCAUCAUGGCCCAGUUCGACCAUCCCAACGUCAUCCACAUGGAAGGAGUGGUCACACACAGCAAGCCAGUGAUGAUCAUCACCGAGUACAUGGAGAACGGCUCCCUGGACACCUUCCUGAGGAGACACGACGGUCAGUUCACGGUCAUCCAGCUGGUGGGGCUGCUGCGGGGCAUCGCGGCCGGCAUGACCUACUUGUCGGACCUGGGCUACAUCCAUCGAGACCUGGCCGCCCGCAACAUUCUGGUCAACAGCAACUUGGUGUGUAAAGUGUCCGACUUCGGCCUUUCCAGAGUGUUGGAGGACGAUCCGGACGCCGCCUACACCACCACGGGCGGGAAGAUACCGAUCCGCUGGACCGCUCCUGAGGCCAUCGCUUACAGGAAGUUCUCCUCCUCCAGUGACGUGUGGAGCUACGGGGUGGUGAUGUGGGAGGUGAUGUCCUACGGAGAGCGGCCGUACUGGAACCUGACCAACAGAGACGUGAUCAAGUCGGUGGAGGAGGGCUACCGGCUGCCGGCGCCGAUGGGCUGCCCCGCCUCGCUGCACACGCUGAUGCUGGACUGCUGGCAGAAGGAUCGCAGCGAGCGGCCGCGCUUCUGCCAGAUCGUCACCGUCCUGGACAAGCUAAUCCGCAACCCUGACAACCUGAAGUCCCUGGAUCCUUUUGGCAGCUUAAACAGCCCCAGGAUGGAACCAGCGGUUCCUGACUUCAGCAGCUGCCACUCCGUGGACGACUGGCUGGACACCAUCAAGAUGGGCCGCUACAAGGACCACUUUGCUGCUGGAGGCUACCACACCCUGGGCCACGUGGUCUCCAUGAACCAAGGAGACAUCCAGAGGCUGGGGGUGACACUCAUGGGUCAUCAGAAGAAGAUUAUGACCAGCGUCCAGCUGAUGAGAGCCCAGCUGCUCAACAAGAGCGUGCCCUCCGUGCAUGUAUAGAAGAGGGGCGGAGUCCCGGGCGGGCGGGCGGAUCCAAGUCAUGGUGCAAACCUUCUCACACAGAACCUCAGAACCACACCUGAACUCUAUGGAGCAAGUCCACGACCAUUUCUCUUCCUUUCUGACGUCAUGUUCGCGCUUGUUUUCCGACAAAAUGGCCGCCUUAAUAAGCACAAAUUUGUUGUGGAAAGAGAGAAGACGAAGCAUCCGUCACACUUUCGCAGGAGGGUGGGGCUCAUCUGCCGGUCCUCUCCAACCUUCUCCUUCACACCGCCCCCUUGGACACCCCACCCGCCACACACACACACACACACACAGGGGUCGGAGCCUUCUGUGUGUGACCUCCACACUUUGUUACUGAAGUCUCACACACGUCCUCACAGACACCAGUGGAAGCACAAACCUUCCAUCAUGUACAAUACUUGGUAUGCAGUAACAAACUGUAGAGCGCUAAAACGUCUUCAAUGGCUCUUUGAUAUUGUGUGAUAGCGACUUAGCAGUAAAUAUAUAUUUAAAACCUGAUAUUAAAAUUAACUAUUUAAAAAGAAAUCUAGGUCAGUUUUAUACGUAAAUUAAGAAUAACCCCUGAAAUGAUAGAGUUCUAACUUGCCAAGAUCCGAACGAUUGUUUACACCAGACACUGCCCUCACCCUGAUGACCUUGGCCAAGGUCACGGUCAUAUUGAGCAAUAAGCAGACGCCCAGCUCAACGGAUGCCGAGCACAUUUUUGUUGGAUGUAGAAAUUCACCGUUUUGAUAUGAAAAGUGCUGCUUUCAUGCACAAUGGUCCUGACAGUGAUACGGCGAUCGACACACAUGUAGGUGUGAGCAGCUCCAUCCAGACACGAGUGAGACCAGACAUGGCCGUCUCCAUCUCUUGGCACGUCGUCGGCAGCUGGUCUGUGCAGGCCAGACCUGAGGAGGAAGCACACCACCACCGCCACCAUCAUCAUCAUCAUCAUCAUCAUCACAGUGUGGAGCAGAGAAUGAUGAGUUGUUGCCUACCAGCUUCACCCAGCUCCUCCGCACUUCAUCUGUUGGGGACUUUUAUUGAUACCGGGAAGUUGUGUUGGUGUUUGACUGGUCUGAUGGAGGAACACAUGAAGUGUAGGUGACAGGAAGCGGCCGCAGGAGCAACGUGUCUCAUCAUGAACCUGUAAUCCAGAGGCGCAUCACAGGACGUGCACGCUGGAGGAGAGUCCCAUGAAGCUUAGGUCAGAUGUUUGGCUGCACAUCAUCACUGUUUUUCUGCCGCCUGCUGUUGAGACGGUGUCAGUGGCAGCACAGACACAAGUGAGUGUGGAGUGUGUUGGGAACCCAGUCUGGUCCAGUGGAGCCCACACACGACUCAGUUCUUGGUUCUGGCUUCAAGCUUCAGGCACCAGUGUGGAGCCUGUUUGAGAGUUGACUCCAGGUUUUUAACUUCAUUCGCUUUAUUUUGGUGAUGUUUUCUGGAGAGUCACAAGGGAGAAGGACACAAGAAAACAUCUGAGGCUCCGCCUCCAGACUGGGUGGGCACUGCGUUUAUGCAAGGCUUGGCUGUAGAGCGCCGAAAAGUUGCCAUCAGCAGAACUGAGAGAUGAAGGGGCUUUGACUUGAAACCACGCCGUCAUGGCUGGAUCUGCUGACAAGUCAGUCUCAUGAAACCCACACCGAGUCUCAGACUCACUGAGAGGUCUUGGUGUUGAAAGGACAGUGAGCCAGAGCUGCGCCUCCUGGUGUUCAGACACACAUGAAGACCGUUGAAGGAUCCCAGAGAGACUGUUGGACCUCUCCCAGCUCCAACAGUGCAGAAGAACGACCUUAUUUAUGUGUGUAUUUAUUUUUGAACGGUGGAAACAACCCUCACUGUCAGCACCAUGGUUGAGUGAGAUGUUUACCACUGACUCUCUGAAAAGAUCCUGUACAAUAAAACUUCUGGUGCUGCAACCAUCAGAGACAGCAAGGCUUCGUUCAAACAUGAGGGAGUCCUCCAGUCCCAGAGCUCAAAGAAGCACAUUGGGUGAAAGCCUCACGUCAGCAGGGUUGGAUCGAAUAUCCUCCAGUAACUCAGGUUUAGCGCGGUGGGCGGAGCCUCCUCUUGUAUCGUAGGGCAGUUGGGUUGGUGCUGUCCAUGUAAACGCAGCGCUCCCACACGUCAGGCCAGGCCCUCCUCCGUCCAAGCCUCCAGCUGAGAAGAUGAAGGACAAGAGCUUAGCGACUGAUGUGAAUGUGACCAUGCUUCAACUCUAGAACCCAUCAUCCACUGAAGGUGUCUGAGACGCUGCGCUGAGCAGCUCAAAGCAUAGAGCCGGGUCACUGGUGCCACAUGGUGGUGAUGUGUAAAUGAGGCAUCAUGAAGCAUUUAGACACAACGACACACCGUGUUGAUGCUGCCUCGCUCAACACUGACACCUGCUGGACAGUAAACUGACUCGACAGACUGAGCUGACGCUGACCUGAGGACCUGCUGUCGACAAUAACAUCACUGAAGUCUCUGCAUUCAUUCCACAUCUUUAGACCAUGACAACAUCAUGUGAAAAACCUAUUUUUUUUAUUAAAAAAAUUCCAUUGUUUUAAAAUCUUCUAAAUGAAAUUAUACCUUGAAAUUAAUUUCAAUCGGAUUGGAACAAGACAGGUCGAAAAUGUGAGACAAACUGGGUAAAGAUCUCUCCGACAGGAGAUGAAGAUGGUCCCACGCGGCGACCGACCGCUGGCGUUUCCCUUGGAGCUGCUCACAAGAUCCACACAGACGUUCACAAGGAGCCGUGACGUUAAGUUCUUCCAGCAGUUUCAGCCUGUUGACAGAUGUGCUUCCUUAGAAACAGCGCAAGUCCACCUAGUCAGGUGACUGUCUGAACGCGCACCGACGCGGGGAUUGCUCAGUGAGCUCGGAGCGCGCGCCGCUCAUCGGUGUUGUGGGACCCAUCACAACCUCGUGGUCCUCGGAACUCCUGCCCAGGAUCCGUGUACAGUGCAAGGAGAUUAGAUUGGCCAGAACCCGCAGUGCGUGACGUCGAGUUUGAUGGAUCCGGACGUCACUGUCUGAGCGAGGCCACAUCCACACGACCACCCACCUGAUGCAAGAGCUUUGACUCCCGUCUGGCUCUGGAUCAUGGGCUACAGCGUCCUCGCUUCCUCUGCAUCACAGUUUCCAGAAUGUGAGACUCAGCGCUUGUCGAUUUUUCUUCCCCAGUUGUUCAGGGGGUCAGUAGAGACAUGGGUUCACUGUCUUGUCAGCAGCCCCAACAGAGUCACGUCACCUCAUGAGGCGGCGACACAGGCCCCUUCCAUCCAACAGCAUGAAAAUGUUCAUCGACUUCAGCCACGGCAAAACUCAUCCAUUGAAAAAGAAUGAAAUUCUGUGGAAUGAUUCUGUGAGGAAAUGUAAAGAGAAACAGAGAGAAACAAAGUGAAUUUAGCAGAAAUGUGAAUGAAAAACGUGACAGACAUAUGUAUAAAACUGUUAGAUGUAAAUAAAUAAUCAAACACGUUUGCCGCAAGUUCAAUGAAACUUGAAGCAGUGGAACAAACUUCACAUCGGAUGGUUAAACAGUGCUGUGAUGGGGAAUGAAGGAAUGAUGGAGCUGUGCUGUUGCUGCCGUUUGAAGAGGCAAACCUGAGCAACUGUUUGUUUCUUCCUGACAAAGGGACUUGUAGAAGAGGUGAAGGGCUGCUGUGACGGACGGGUGGGUGUGGCCUCGGUGGGGACUGAACCUCUGAGCUGAUCCGCUGGUUCUGACUCACAACUUUGUAAAUGCUCUUCCGACUGACUGCGUUCCAACACUCUGGACUGGACAUGAUUUUCUAACGUUUGGAUGCGUUGUUUUGCUAGAGAGUUGAUUUGUAACGUCUGAAGAAGCUUUAGUCACGGAGAAUGUUUGGCAUUUUAUUUAUUCAUUCCUUCUGCUGAGGUGCUCAUGCAGGCGACGCGUCGUCAUCAUUGAUACUGAGAAAUCUUCAUGUCCAAAACUGUCAAUAAAUUCACA
Messenger RNA from Synchiropus splendidus (mandarinfish), 7306 nucleotides. RefSeq names its product eph receptor A8 (gene epha8). Gene Ontology annotation, biological process: axon guidance; protein phosphorylation; cell surface receptor protein tyrosine kinase signaling pathway. NCBI's taxonomy places the organism in Eukaryota, Metazoa, Chordata, Actinopteri, Syngnathiformes, Callionymidae. Gene Ontology annotation, molecular function: ATP binding; protein binding; transmembrane-ephrin receptor activity. The record is from RefSeq and is a predicted model, not a curated record. The coding region runs from base 220 to 3339 and encodes 1039 amino acids. Gene Ontology annotation, cellular component: neuron projection; plasma membrane. The transcript is spliced from 20 exons.